UUGGAAACCAGCGAUCACGAGAGUAUUCCAAAGCAAGGGAAAUCGGAUCAACCGAAAGGGACAGCAAAAGCCUCUCCAAGAGCUUUCAAGGAAACUUGUGAUCAGUAUUUCAAACUCAUCAUCCAGAUCCACCGCAAGCUACAGUAAUGCCCCCACAGUUGAAGACCAAGCUGAACAUCAUCCCCAAGGUUAUCCAGGGGGACUUGCAGAGCCUGCCUCCAGAAGUGAGAGAGUUCAUUGAAAGUAAUGCCAAGCUGUGCCAGCCUGAGAGCAUUCACAUCUGCGAUGGCUCAGAAGAAGAAAACCAAAAAAUUCUGGACGUCAUGGUAGAACAAGGCAUGAUCAAGAAGCUGAGCAAGUAUGAGAACUGCUGGCUGGCUCUCACUGAUCCAAGAGACGUGGCAAGAAUUGAGAGCAAAACUGUCAUUAUCACUCAAGAACAGAGAGAUACCACUCCAAUCCCUAAAACUGGAACUAGCCAGCUGGGCCGGUGGAUGUCAGAAGAAGAUUUUGAGAAAGCCUUCAAUACCAGAUUCCCAGGCUGCAUGCAAGGACGUACAAUGUAUGUCAUCCCCUUCAGCAUGGGGCCUGUCGGGUCUCCUCUGUCCAAGAUCGGGAUUGAACUAACGGAUUCACCAUAUGUAGUGGCCAGCAUGAGGAUCAUGACACGAAUGGGAACAGCUGCUUUGAAAGCUCUGGGCAAUGGGGAGUUUGUAAAAUGCCUUCACUCGGUUGGAUGCCCUCUACCACUAAAAGAACCGCUAAUCAACAACUGGCCGUGCAACCCAGAGUUAACACUGAUUGCUCAUCUCCCGGAUCGCAGAGAGAUCAUUUCAUUUGGCAGCGGUUACGGAGGAAACUCCUUACUGGGGAAAAAGUGCUUUGCUCUCAGAAUUGCCAGCAGAAUCGCCAAGGAAGAGGGCUGGCUAGCUGAGCACAUGCUGAUCCUGGGCAUUACAAAUCCAGAGGGUGACAAGAAAUAUUUUGCUGCAGCAUUCCCAAGUGCAUGUGGAAAGACAAACUUAGCCAUGAUGAACCCAAGUCUGCCAGGAUGGAAAAUCGAGUGCGUGGGGGAUGAUAUUGCCUGGAUGAAAUUUGAUGAACAAGGCAACUUAAGGGCAAUCAAUCCAGAAAAUGGCUUUUUUGGUGUCGCCCCCGGAACUUCGAUCAAAACAAACCCCAAUGCCAUUAAAACCAUAUCCAAGAACACCAUCUUUACCAAUGUAGCUGAAACCAGUGAUGGAGGUGUCUACUGGGAAGGCAUUGAUGAGCCAUUGCCAUCAGGAGUAACACUGACCUCAUGGAAGAACAAGGACUGGACCCCAGAUAAUGGGGAACCUUGUGCUCAUCCCAAUUCACGAUUCUGCACCCCAGCCAGCCAGUGCCCCAUCAUAGACCCUGCGUGGGAGUCACUGGAAGGUGUGCCCAUUGAAGCCAUCAUAUUUGGAGGCCGCAGACCUACUGGUGUGCCUCUUGUGUACGAGGCCUUUAACUGGCAGCACGGAGUAUUUAUAGGAGCAGCUAUGAGAUCUGAAGCAACAGCAGCUGCUGAGCACAAAGGCAAAAUCAUUAUGCACGAUCCAUUUGCCAUGAGACCUUUCUUUGGCUAUAACUUUGGCAAAUAUUUAGCCCACUGGCUCAGCAUGGCACAUCGUCCAGCCGCAAAACUACCAAAGAUCUUCCACGUUAACUGGUUCCGGAAAGACAACCAAGGGAAAUUCCUGUGGCCUGGCUACGGAGAGAAUUCCCGUGUGCUGGAGUGGAUGUUCAACAGAAUUCAAGGGAAAGCCUCUGCCAAGCCAACUGCCAUAGGUUACAUCCCUGCUGACACUGCUUUGAACCUGAAGGGUUUAGAAGAAGUCCGCUUGACUGAACUGUUUGAGGUCUCCAAAGAGUUCUGGGAAAAGGAGGUGGAAGAAAUCAAACAGUACUUUGAGGGGCAGAUCAAUGCUGACCUUCCCUAUGAAAUAGAAGGAGAAGUGCUUGCCUUGGAAAAGAGGAUAAAACAGUUGUAGUUGAUCAGCACACAUUUAUUUAUGAAUCCAUACAUACUAAAACAGGACAAACACGUUUUAGCAGAUCUUCACUGGGAGUACCAUACUGAUGGGCAGGGGUUUAUGCUGAAAAGUAGGUCUUAGUUUAGUUAAACUAUAGAUGCAUCCUAGAAGUAACUCCAGCCCUAAUGAUUUAUAACUACAUCACAGUUAUGGUGAAUAAGUGAGCAGUUAUGGGAAUGUAUGUGCACAUGCUCUUAAAAACUGAUUUGUCAUUUGCAUGCACAAUUCUGCAUACAGCUAUAAUGUGCUUAAAUUAUUUGCAUACAGUUUUGCCUAUACAAUUCUAAAACAAUCCACCUCUAAGGGCAACACACUUUCUAUUGCACAAACCACUAAAGACAGAUUAAUUUUUUAAUAUUUCAACAGUAUCGGUUACAAGAAAGAAAGAAAAUUGGAUGUUGUAUAUAUGUAUUAUCUAGAUGUAUUUCAUGGCUUAAAUAUUUUUUAGAAAAAUGAGGUUGUAACUUUUAUCAGAGUGAAAGAUGACUUUGUAUUACUAAUGUGUAUUUAAGAUAUUGUUAUUAUAUAUGCCUCAUGUUCCUGUGAUUUCCAGAUGUUUUGCAUGGCUUGUUCUUUAAACUAUUGAAAUAAAUGUUUAUAUGAAAUAUGA
This is a messenger RNA of Dromaius novaehollandiae (emu), 2667 nucleotides long. It is a transcript of the gene PCK1, whose product is annotated as phosphoenolpyruvate carboxykinase 1. Gene Ontology annotation, molecular function: GTP binding; phosphoenolpyruvate carboxykinase (GTP) activity; manganese ion binding. Lineage: Eukaryota; Metazoa; Chordata; Aves; Casuariiformes; Dromaiidae. Gene Ontology annotation, cellular component: cytosol. The transcript has 10 exons. Gene Ontology annotation, biological process: cellular response to glucose stimulus; response to starvation; cellular response to dexamethasone stimulus. The record is from RefSeq and is a predicted model, not a curated record. The coding region runs from base 147 to 2015 and encodes 622 amino acids.